Auanema sp. JU1783 is the source of this 1092-nucleotide messenger RNA. NCBI's taxonomy places the organism in Eukaryota, Metazoa, Nematoda, Chromadorea, Rhabditida, Rhabditidae. The record is from the annotation of a GenBank genome assembly.
AUGAUGGCUCUGUCAACUGAUCCUGCCUUGAGCUUGAGCCAGUUUCUUGCAAACUCGCAGGCUUUCUUGAACCGUUCACCCGACAAGGUACCUAAUAUGGAAGAGAUAUUGCAACGAAUGAUCUCUGGCGAAAUGGCCGUCUUCGGAAACAACCCAUUGCAAACUGAUAUGUCAAAUCUGGUCUCGUCCGGCAGCACUUCGCCUCGCAAUGAUAGUCCAAACAGUGAAGAAGCAGUUGUAGAUACUCCAAUGCAGAAUAAGGAACCAAGAAAUUAUCGUUUGGAGCCAUGGCACGAAUGCUUUACAACAACUAGUCAUGCUGAAUUUGAAGCUUUGAUCUACUCAGUCUAUGUGCUACAGCGUGAGGAUAAGAAAUUAGAUGGUUAUGAAUAUUAUGAAUGCUUGAAUAGAUUACAAAGCAAAUGCCGUUAUCGUGUUCGAGUAAAGCGAAUGAAUGAAUUCUAUAUUGUGGAAGAGAAAGGAGCUCAUAACCAUGCUAUGGAGCCUGUUGGAACACCAGGAACUCAUGCUGGCUUACCGAAAACUUUGCGUGAAAUCGUUGACACAUCGUUCCGAGAAGAAUGGGCUCACAGCCAACGACAAGCAGCUCUUGAUGAGGAGGUUAAACGGCUUGGGCUACCUCAUAACCCAAGAUUGAGUAGACAGGUCGAUAACCGUAUUGCAUAUUUACGAAGAGUCAAAAACCUCUCAGAGAUGAGGAAGCUACAGGAUCAGUUGCCAAAUGGCCAGAGUAAUCAAAUUACUUUGCCAUCAAAUGAUUCUCAGAGCCAAAUGUCAUCUGAUUCGCCUGAAACACCUCCACCAGGAGAUUUGCUUCGAAUGGUUAUGCAAUUGGCUAAUGGAAACCAGGAGAACUCCCAAGAUUCCAAUCGUUUAUUAUCGUUGAUGAUCAACAAUGGCAUGCCGAUGCCAACAGCUAACGAUAAUACAGAGAAAGAGAAUGAACAAAUGAUGGACGAUGAAGAGAAACCAAUGAUAGACGUAAACGAAGAUUCUGAUUAUAAGCAAGACGUGCACUCUGACUGUUCAUCUCCUAAUGGAAUGUCUAUGGAGAGUAACGACGAGAAUUAG